CUUCUCCACGUCCCUCUACAACGCAGCAUGGCCCAAUUCGACAAGUCAAAGCGCUCAGUCGUCAAGCACAAGACCAGGAAACCCUUCAUGGGUGGCGGAGGUGGGCCAAGCGGUGGCACAGAGGCAGGACCUUCAGAAGGGAGACCGCGAUCCUUGGCCAAGGGAGGGAGGGGAGGUGGGGGCUUCAAGGUUGGUCCUCGUCACGCUCCGGAUGGGGCUUACCUGGGCAAGGCCAAACGCAUCAAAGCCAACCUCAUUGCAAAUGCCAAGACCAAGCAGCGCUUCUACAAGAGCAUCAAGGGCAAGGACAAAGCGGACGAAAGCGCAAUGCAGAUGGACCACGCUGAGCCUAGUCUGGGACGAUUUGCGCCCGAGGCUGGAGCAAGACAGGCAAGAGAAGGUGGUCAGGAGAAGGAAGAGGAUACGAGGCGGAGUAGAGGAAGGGCAGGACCGCCACCGCCGUCAGACGAUGAGGCGGAAGGUGAAGAUGCAGGAGAUCAGCGCCCUCGAAGAAGACAGGAUCGAGCUGGCCCUGCGGUGCCUAUAGGUGGCAAGCGCGGCAGUGCGGUGAAGGGUAGCGGUCAAUCCCGCACAGACGCUCCAUCAGCAUCCUCAGCAGACACAGCCUCUCAGCAAGCUCGUCAGCCGCCAAAGUAUGCCUCACGUGAGGAAGCCCUCGCUGCUCGUAAAGAGCGUCAAGAGAAGUGGAACAAGGCCAGCGGCAGCGAGGUUGGGCGUCGGCGCGGGCAGCCAGAUUUGGGCAGUAGAAUGGAGGUGCUGCUCGACAAGAUUCGAGCCACCUGAGAGGGUGGAGAAUGGGCAUUGUGGGUGAACUUCGUAUAUCGUAUGUCAUUGCUUUUUCGUGAGU
Jaminaea rosea is the source of this 868-nucleotide messenger RNA. RefSeq lists its product as hypothetical. Bases 28 to 804 code for a protein of 258 amino acids. The transcript is spliced from 2 exons. The record is from RefSeq and is a predicted model, not a curated record. NCBI's taxonomy places the organism in Eukaryota, Fungi, Basidiomycota, Exobasidiomycetes, Microstromatales.